GGGGAAAUAGUGAGGGCUGAUACUACCAGGGGAUUAUUAGCAAAAAAACAGGCAUAUAAAAAGGUCGUUCUACUCGUUGUUUUGAACGCCAUUGUUUCACAUCGAUUUCCUAUACUCAAUCAUAACACACAAUGCCUUCAGUUCCGAACGGUUUCCUGGGGAAUCUCUCCGCCGACCAGGAGGCCAAAUUGCAACAACUCUGGACCAUCGUCCUCAAGGCUGUUGAUGCCUCGUCCGACAGCAAUGGCGAUGCUCCGGCCUCGCCUGAAAAGCCCAAACACACCCGCACCGAAAGCAACCUCUCCGUCAAGUCGAAUGGCACGGCCAUCUCCACCGUCGCUGCCGGCCCUAUCACCGACGCCCUCAAGGGCAUGGGCAUGAACGCCACGGACAUCAAAGCCGUGCAGCAGUCGCUGUCGGAAAUGACGCCCGAAGAACUGCGCGUCGGCCUGCUGGAUACCGUCAAGCACGAAAACCCCGACGCCCUGCUGCUGCGGUUCCUGCGUGCCCGGAAGUGGGAUGUCGCCAAGGCGCUCGGCAUGAUGAUGUCCUCAAUUGUCUGGCGCAUCAAGGAGAUGCAUGUCGACGAUGAGGUUCUUGGUAAAGGUGAACUGCAUGCUCUGCGACAGUCGCGGGAUAAGUCCAACCCGGCCAAGAGUAAAGACGGUGAGGCGUUUUUGGCCCAGAUGCGCAUGGGCAAGAGUUACACCCACGGCGUGGACAAGACGGGCAGGCCCAUCUGUGUUAUUCGCGUCCAGCUGCACAAGCCCGGUGAGCAGAGCGAGGAGGUGCUCAAUCAGUAUAUCGUGCAUGUUAUCGAGUCCGUUCGACUGAUGCUGGUUCCACCAGUCGAGACUGCUUGCGUCGUGUUCGACAUGACUGGCUUCUCUCUCUCCAACAUGGAAUACCCCCCCGUCAAGUUCAUCAUCAAGUGCUUCGAAGCCAACUACCCCGAAUCGCUGGGUGUCUUGCUCAUCCACAACGCUCCUUGGAUCUUCUCCGGCAUCUGGAGACUCAUUAAAGGCUGGAUGGACCCCAACAUCGUCUCCAAAAUCCACUUCACCAAGAACAUCAAAGACCUCGAGGGCUUCAUCUCCCGCGACCAAAUCGUCAAGCAGCUCGGCGGCAAGGAAGACUGGGAAUACGAAUACACCGAGCCCGACGACAACGAGAACAGCAAGAUGGAAGACACAGCCACCCGCGACGCCAUCAGCGCCGAGCGACAGAAGAUCGGCGAGGAGCUGCUGCGCACGACAGGCUCGUGGAUUGCUGCUAUCAACAGCAAGGAGAAGGACAGUGCGGCUGAAUACAAGAAACAGCGUGAUGAAGUCAUCGAGCAACUGCGGAACAACUACUGGGCAUUGGAUCCGUAUGUUCGGGCUAGAAACUGCUUGGACCGUACUCGCGUCAUCCAGGAUGGAGGCAAGAUCUGCUACUAUCCCAGUGCCGAGUCGGAGGUGGCAGUAGAGACCAAGGCGUUGGAGGUGGAGCAUAUGGAGAGCAGACAGGCGAAUGUGGUUAGCUGAUAUGAUGACGAUGUAUGAUAUUAGUUAGAUAUUAGUUACUUUCUUCUUCUCAAUUUGAAUACCCU
Messenger RNA from Aspergillus wentii DTO 134E9, 1591 nucleotides. Its product is annotated as CRAL-TRIO domain-containing protein. The record is from RefSeq and is a predicted model, not a curated record. The coding region runs from base 132 to 1526 and encodes 464 amino acids. The transcript has 3 exons. Lineage: Eukaryota; Fungi; Ascomycota; Eurotiomycetes; Eurotiales; Aspergillaceae.